AUGUCAGAGAAUGAGUUUAUCAACAUCCCUUCACGUGUGAAUGGCAGCGAUAAGACUCGCCCCCGAGCACAUAUUGAUGAGACUAUGUACAAUCAAAUGCACCACCGCUCGAUCCAUGAGAAUGAUCAAUUUUGGGCCGAAGAGGCGAAUCGGAUGAUUUCAUGGUAUGUCCCCUUCAAGACGGUCCAGUAUGGAGACUUUGGGCGCGGCAACAUUGGCUGGUUCCUGGAAGGUCAGCUGAAUGCCUCGUACAAUCUUGUGGACCGCUGGGCAUUUGAGCGCCCCGAUGACAUUGCGCUCAUUUGGGAGGCAGAUGAGCCUGGCAGUCACAUUUAUAUCUCGUUUAGCGAGCUCCUAGACCGCGUGUGCCAAGUAGCGGGUGUGCUUCACUCGCUAGGCGUGCGAAAGGGUGACAUUGUCAUUAUCUACAUGCCCAUGAUCCCUGAGGCUGUUAUUAGCAUGCUUGCGUGUGCACGGAUCGGUGCUGUACAUUCAGUGGUGUUUGCCGGCUUCAGUUCGGACUCAUUGCGUGAUCGUGUACAAGACAGUCGUACACGCGUAGUUAUGACGUCUGAUGAAGGCCGACGUGGUGGCCGGACGAUUGCGACCAAGUCGAUUGUCGAUGCCGCACUAAAAGAAUGCAGCAGUGUUGAGCAUGUCUUGGUCGCAAAGCGCACGGGGGCUGUUGAUGUGCCAUGGGUGGACGGACGUGACAAGUGGCUAAGCGAGCUUGCAGCUCAACAGCGCACAUACUUCCCACCAGUCUCGAUGAACAGUGAGGAUCCAUUAUUUGUCCUCUACACGUCAGGUUCUACAGGUAAGCCCAAGGGCAUUGUCCAUACAACAGCAGGCUACCUGCUAGGAGCGGGCCUCUCUGUGAAACACGUGUUUGACGUGCACCCAGGCGACCGCUUUGGCUGCAUGGCCGAUAUCGGCUGGAUUACGGGACACACAUACAUUGUGUAUGGUCCGUUGAUGAAUGGCACCGCUACUUUGAUCUUCGAGUCGACACCAAUGUACCCGACACCCUCACGGUACUGGGAGGUCGUCGACACCCACAAACUGACGCAGUUCUAUACGGCUCCGACGUCCAUCCGUAUGCUGCGCCGCAUGGGUCCUGAGCAUGUGCAGAACUACGAUUUAAGCACGCUGCGUGUGCUUGGAACGGUCGGCGAACCCAUUAAUCCUGAGGCAUGGCACUGGUACAAUGAAGUAGUGGGCCGUGGCCACUGUGCUAUUGUCGACACAUACUGGAUGACGGAAGGUGGCUCACACAUGAUCACAUCGUUGCCAGGCGCGAUCAAGAGCAAGCCGGGUGCAGCAUCGAAACCGUUCUGGGGCUUGAAGCCUGUUUUGCUCGAUUCUCAGACGGGACAAGAAUUGCAGGGCGUAGAUACCGAAGGUGUGUUGGCCAUGAGUAGGCCGUGGCCAUCACUCGCCCGCACGAUCCUUAACGACCACAGUCGCUUCCUUGACACGUACAUGCGUCCAUACCCUGGUUACUUCUUUACAGGUGACAGUGCGUACCGAGACAAGGAUGGCUACAUUUGGAUCCGCGGCCGUGUCGACGAUGUGAUCAAUGUGUCUGGACACCGCUUGUCGACGUCGGAAAUCGAGUCGGCCUUGGCUGAGCACCCUGGCGUGGCAGAAUCCGCCGCCGUUGGUGCGCCUGACGAACUGACUGGCCAGACCAUUGCGGUCUUUGUCGCUCUAAAGCCUGACUAUGUGUAUGACUCACUCGAGGACCUGACAAAAGAAUUGAGUAUCCAAGUGCGUCGAGCGAUCGGCCCCUUCGCUACACCAAAACGCAUUCUGUGUGUAAGGGACUUGCCCAAAACCCGCAGUGGCAAAAUCGUGCGCCGCGUUUUGCGCAAGAUUGUAUGCAAUGAAGCUGAUCAGCUAGGCGACUUGUCGACACUAAGCGAUCCAUCCGUUCUGGACCAUUUGUUGGUACGUGCAGACAUAGGUGCUACAGCACCAUGCAUGACAUCUCGAUAUUGUGACUGA
This is a messenger RNA of Malassezia globosa CBS 7966, 2007 nucleotides long. RefSeq lists its product as uncharacterized. The transcript has a single exon. The record is from RefSeq and is a predicted model, not a curated record. The coding region runs from base 1 to 2007 and encodes 668 amino acids. Lineage: Eukaryota; Fungi; Basidiomycota; Malasseziomycetes; Malasseziales; Malasseziaceae. Gene Ontology annotation, molecular function: acetyl-CoA synthetase activity; AMP binding. Gene Ontology annotation, cellular component: cytosol.